AUGAAUAUGACCGCGCUAGGCACCGUCUUCCCAGGCCCAACGACACCCGCACCACUGCCGGAGAAUAUUCCGGGCAAAAAGUCGACAAAGAAGCGCAUCAGAAACUUUUCCGCCGAUGAUCGCGCCGCCCACCGGAUCUUUGAGCGGGGCCGCCGCGAAGCGUUCAAGGAACGCUUGACAGAACUCGCUGGCCAGCUGCCUGUCCUCGCAGACACGGAUCCCGAGCGACUCUCGAAACAUGUCGUCGUAAACCAGAGUAUUGCCCGUCAUAAGCUCCUGGAGAGCCGGUGUAUCGACGCUCUCCGAGCCAUUGAGUCUUUGCUCCGAGAGCGUGAUGAGUUGCUGGCCGAGGUCAACAGCUGGAGGCGUACCGCCGGUGCGAACCCCCAGCUUCCGAAAAGUCUCUCCAAUGUCGCGGGCCUGAUACAAACCGAGAGAGAAAUGCAGAGACGUGCAGUGGACGCUCAUAAUGUCCAUAAUAGAAGGGAUUCCGGUCAAGCUGGUGGGCCUCGCGAUGAUCUUCACCAAGCUGCCACGGGAACAAUCACCCACGCGACUGAAGCGUCUCACCUCACGCAGCUUCUGCUCGCCGACCCAACACAGGAGGUGAACCCCCUCUCAGACCUGGAUGAUUUAUUGCGCGACACGUCAUGGUCUCAAGCUACCCAGACACCUAUGCCAGCAUUUCCUGCCGAAACCUCCCUGGCGAGGACAGGUGACAUCAAAAGCAUGCGACCAACCAUCCCGCAGGCCAUAGAUCCUCUACCGGAGUCUUCAUCCGAUGCCAAUAGUAGCUAUAAAAUCUUUGGUGAUGCGGAUUCAACCCAAGAGACACUCCUUCUCAGCAUGGAUUCGAUACAAUUUCCUAUUCCGGACGACGAGUCCUUUGCACUACAAGACAUACCCCUUUCACCUGGCUAUCUUCCUCGAACUGUAUUAGAUCAAGCAGCACCGUUACAACAAUCUCAACAAUGGGUCUCUUGGAACGGAUAG
This is a messenger RNA of Colletotrichum orchidophilum, 993 nucleotides long. RefSeq lists its product as uncharacterized. NCBI's taxonomy places the organism in Eukaryota, Fungi, Ascomycota, Sordariomycetes, Glomerellales, Glomerellaceae. The coding region runs from base 1 to 993 and encodes 330 amino acids. The record is from RefSeq and is a predicted model, not a curated record. Gene Ontology annotation, molecular function: protein dimerization activity. The transcript is spliced from 2 exons.